Molecule: messenger RNA, 776 nt
Organism: Lactuca virosa
Lineage: Eukaryota; Viridiplantae; Streptophyta; Magnoliopsida; Asterales; Asteraceae
Source: the annotation of a GenBank genome assembly
ACAAUGGAAUAAUUUCUUAUAAGUGCACGUCAUAUUGCCGUUUUUUGUACGCUCUAUUUAUCUCCUUCACCUCUCCCCCACGAUUCUCGAACUCCAACAGCUUCUCUCCACACAAAUCACCCGAAUCGGAGCACAUACAGCGAUAAUCGGAACAAGAUGUCGUGGCAAGCAUACGUCGACGACCACUUGAUGUGCGAGAUCGAAGGAAAUCACCUCUCUUCCGCCGCAAUCAUCGGUCACGAUGGGAGCAUCUGGGCCCAAUCAUCCAGCUUCCCUUCGGUUAAACCAGAGGAAAUAACUGCAAUCAUCAAUGACUUCAAUGAACCUGGUUCACUUGCCCCAACUGGUUUAUACCUUGGUGGGACCAAGUACAUGGUUAUUCAAGGUGAAGCUGGAGCUGUGAUUCGAGGGAAAAAGGGACCAGGAGGUGUUACUGUUAAAAAGACGACAAUGUCCUUGAUCAUUGGUGUGGUUUUUAAUUGCUCUUUGGGAAGUGAUACAAUUUUAGUAAUUAAAGUUGUGCAAAGAUGUCCUGGAGUUGUAAGCCAGGUGGUUUGUGCUUGAUACUUUUCACUUGUAUUAAGUGUGAUGAUGGAAGUGGGACACUUGUUUAGUUCCUUAUUUUUAUUUUUUUAAAACUUUAUGGAGUGAUUUUUGAUGGAUGUUUUUAAAUGAUUUGGGAUUAUCUCAUAUUAAUAUGACUACACCUUUGCUUGUGUAACAUUUUUUUGUGGUUUUAUUCACCUUUUAAUUUUGUGUUUGAGCCUUGUGGUCCC